Molecule: messenger RNA, 1474 nt
Organism: Monosiga brevicollis MX1
Lineage: Eukaryota; Choanoflagellata; Craspedida; Salpingoecidae
Exons: 1
Coding region: 210-1298 (362 amino acids)
Molecular function (GO): 3'-5'-RNA exonuclease activity
Source: RefSeq, a predicted model, not a curated record
CACACACACACACACACACACACACACGCGCGCGCGGACGGAGGGCGUGGAGGGGGUUGCAGAGGCUCAAGGCUGCUGGAGAGGGCUUGCCGUUGGUGGCGGGCUGGGUUGACUGGUGGACCUGACUCGGAGGUGGGCGUUUUGUUGAGAGCUUGGGGUUUUGUGGCUGUGGGCUGUAUCGUGGAUGCGGAUUGUUUGGUGUCAAAAGGAUGAACGACAGUCUUAGAGCCGAGCCGGAGCCAUCCGCGUCCUCGAGCCCAGUUACGGGUGGGGACAAGGGUGUGUCUGUGGUGGAACGACAAUGGCAGUCAGUCAUCAAUCUUGGCCCUGCGGAGACUCCUUUACAUACCCAGCAGCUACGCCUGACGGUGGCCGCCUUUAAUGUGCUUGCCGACGGAUUGGACGUGAACGGCCAGUGGUCCUACAUCGAUCCAGCCACCGUCACCUUUGAGCGUCGCAAGGACCUCCUGCUCCAAGAGAUUGAUCGUAUAGCACCCGACGUUCUUGGGCUGGCCGAGUGUAACAACUUUACAGAAUUUUGGGCUCCCGAGCUGGCACGACGCGGUUAUCACGGCGUUUUCCAGCCCAAAUCGCACGGCCCUGCUGCUCGGUUUGGCGCCCAGCCCGACGGCGUGGCGCUCUUUGUCCGGACCGCCGCGGGUCUUGAGCUCAUCGGAGAGCCCCUUCGCAAUGCCAUGCGCCCAGUGGCUAUCAGCGCGCUCGUACGAGCCGGCCUCACCGCUGAGUCAACCAUCAAUAAAAGCUCAACCCCGGCAAUGACCUCGAGUCCCGCCUUCUUGUUUCGCGUUGCCAUGACCCACUUCAAGGCGGGCAAAGGUGACAGCAACACGGCGUUGCGUCGUCAAGAUACACAAAUGCUGCUGACACAACUUGAUGCCGCUGCUGCCGCUGCCGAGUCCGAGGUCCAGGCCACCAUUGUCAUGGGUGACUUCAACUGCGAGCCAACAGAGGAUUGCCAUGCCCCAUGGCGCGAGCGCGGCUUUCUUUGUGCUGUCGAAGACAUGCCCUGGACCACGUGGAAGUUUCGCGACACGCCUACGGAGCCGGGUACAGCUCCACCCCCGGGCACAGCCCCUCUGACCCAACCCAAGGAGAAGCGCGAAAAAAUUGAUUACAUCUAUGUUCUCAACGGUCCUGGUGCCCAGGUAGCGGUGGAGGCCUUUCUCGAUGUGCCUGCAGAUGCUGAUAUCCCUCGUGCCUUGCCGGCUCCCAAUUAUGCCUCGGAUCACCUUGCCGUGGCUGCACGCCUCAAUUGUUUCACAGCCCCUCUGGCAUGACCCCCCCCUUGGCCUCUCACAAUAUCGCAGUGUUUAACCCUAUGCCAUUGGCUAGUGCACACGUCGUGCUUUCCCUUGUUCUCUUCUCUCUCUUUGUCGCACGCGAGCGUGCUGAUGUCCUUUGUAAGAAUGAAAUGCACCAAAUAAAUUGACUGCAAGCUCCAGAAAAAAAAAAA